AUGAGUCGCCCUGCUUACCCCAGCAAGGGCAUUACCUUCGUGCGAAACGAUGCCCGAGUCUUUCGUUUCUGUCGCAGCAAGUGCCACAAGAACUUCAAGAUGAAGCGUAACCCUCGCAAGCUCAAGUGGACAAAGGCUUUCCGCAAGGCCGCCGGCAAGGAGAUGACGGUCGACUCUACUCUGCAGUUCGCCGCCCGCCGCAACGUGCCCGUCCGCUACAACCGAGACCUUAUGGCCAAGACCAUCAAGGCCAUGGAGCGUGUUUCCGAGAUCCGUCAACGUCGCGAGCGCGUCUUCUACAAGAAGCGCAUGGCUGGUAAGCGUGAGCGUGAGCUUGCCACUGCUCGCAAGCUGGUCGCCGAGAACGAGCAUCUCCUGCCCCGCAUGCGCGGCAGCGAGAAGAAGCGUCUACGCGAGUUGGGCAUGACCGAUGAGGACAUCCAGGAGAUGGAGGACAAGGAGGAGCGUGUGCAGUCCAAGGCUUUCGGUGGCGAGAAGAAGAGAGUCGCCAUUGCUCUUGAGAAUGACGACGACGAGGACGAUGAUGAGGAGGACGAGAGCGCCAUGUUCGACGAUGAAGACGACGAAGAUGACGACGACGAGGACGGCGAGGAUGAUGAUGUCGACAUGGACGCCGACUGA
Messenger RNA from Fusarium coffeatum, 642 nucleotides. RefSeq lists its product as uncharacterized. Gene Ontology annotation, cellular component: nucleolus. Gene Ontology annotation, biological process: ribosomal large subunit biogenesis. Lineage: Eukaryota; Fungi; Ascomycota; Sordariomycetes; Hypocreales; Nectriaceae. The transcript has 3 exons. The record is from RefSeq and is a predicted model, not a curated record. Bases 1 to 642 code for a protein of 213 amino acids.